UGAGUUGUAUGUAUGUACACGUUUACAUGUUUGUUAUAUAGCCAGAGAGAGAACGAGUGAGAGCUUUGAAAUGGCGACUAGCGGUGCCCUUAGAGUUAGCAGCAUUUUCAGGCCGAAUCUUUUCAGAAGCAAAGUGGCUAUCGUCACCGGCGGAGCAACGGGAAUAGGAAAAGCGGUUGCAGAGGAACUUCUUUACUUAGGAUGUUCAGUGACGAUUGCGUCGAGAAACGAAGACAACCUGAAGAACGCGGUCACAAAUUUUCAAGAAAGGCUAUUACCGGAGAAAGAAAAACAUCGUGCAACGUUUCUGCCCUGCAACAUCCGCAAGGAGGACCAGGUGAAAGCGCUUUUUCGGCACACGCUGGACAAACAUGGCCGCCUUGACUUUCUCGUCAACAAUGGUGGCGGCCAGUUCUUGUCGACAGCGGACAGUAUUUCACUCAAGGGCUGGAAUGCAGUUGUCGAGACUAACCUGACUGGAACAUUUCUCAUGUGCAGGGAGGGGUACUAUUUAUUCAGAGUCUGCUGCAAAGAAUUACCAGGGUGACUUGUUCAAGCUAGUAAGGCCGAGACUUCCUGCCAAACGACCUGGUACCACUCAAG
Messenger RNA from Dermacentor silvarum, 603 nucleotides. Its product is annotated as peroxisomal trans-2-enoyl-CoA reductase-like. Lineage: Eukaryota; Metazoa; Arthropoda; Arachnida; Ixodida; Ixodidae. The record is from RefSeq and is a predicted model, not a curated record. Bases 71 to 547 code for a protein of 158 amino acids. Gene Ontology annotation, cellular component: peroxisome. Gene Ontology annotation, biological process: phytol metabolic process. The transcript is spliced from 4 exons. Gene Ontology annotation, molecular function: trans-2-enoyl-CoA reductase (NADPH) activity.